This is a messenger RNA of Porites lobata, 4105 nucleotides long. NCBI's taxonomy places the organism in Eukaryota, Metazoa, Cnidaria, Anthozoa, Scleractinia, Poritidae. The record is from the annotation of a GenBank genome assembly.
UUCAUAGCACCUCGCCAAAAGACAUCGGUACAUCACAGUCGUACGUCUCCAAAGGCUCAUCAUACAGCUGCCAAUACACCGACAACUGAGAAAGGCACUAUAAAGAACAUCAUUCUGCAUAAAGUACUACCUCAACAAAACAAAGCAAAUCAGAGAUCACCAAUUAAUACACCCAAUCUGCAUACUGCUACAGGGAUACCAGCCAAUGAGCCUAAACCCAAGAAAGGAGUUCCUAUAGAGGCCACAGGGAGGGCAAUACUUGUGAAAAAUGCUAAUGAUGGGGUGGGACAAGUCGUUGAAGGUAAUCCACUAAACAACUGCAUUUAAAGUUCGUCUGUAGGAAAUGUGGACAGAAGCGUCUAAAUAUGAAUUUAACUUAAUAAAAAGAAGUAAAUAAUGGCAGUUAGGCCAUUCUGUUAUCCGAACUCUAGAGUUUAACCCGUUAUACCCCAAUAUCCACAUACAAAUUCUCCAAAACUGACCUCUAUACAUUUCCUUACAGAAUGAGUUAAGAGAAUCUGAUAAACGAUCAAAGCAUUUUUCCUUUUUGUAAUCAUUUUAUUUAUUCAAAUAACCUAAUCUCUUGACAAUGAGUGGGUAUCGUUAGGAGAAAAUUGAUGUUGGUCACUAUCGGGACUUAAAGGGCAAAAAAAAGAGGAAAUUUUCGUGUAGUUAACAUCGAAAUGGAAGCCGUUGGCGCUCAAUUUAAUGUCCUAGGCCCCAGUUUCGAAAGUAAUAAGUAUUUCUGUCAAGAAAAACAACUUUUCAAGGAAAAAUCGCUCUUUUAUCUUUUCAAAUUAAAGACAACGUGCUUAAAGCUGAUAUCACUAUAAUUAUAUGAUAUUCUCUGGUGAACAUUCGACGCCAGUGCCUCUCACGGAAGAAUUAUUUUGUCACCAGAGAAAUGAGAUUUUUAAGAGAGCAUGUUGGUGAUACAUAUAUUGUUUCUAAAGACAUUAUAUAUUUUACAGCAGGAUCAACAAAUGGGAAAGCUCCUGUUAUAGUUAUAAACUCAGAAGCUUCUGGAAAUAAAGGUAUAUAUUUCAGGAUCAUAAAUAGCUUUAUUGUAUUUUAGGUCUCCUUUGACCAGCACUUUUUGCCAAACAAAUGACAGAAAUAAAACGCAGGAACCGGUACUAAAGACAAGUUUGACUGUCAUAUUUUCAUAUAACUUAAGAGGUAAAAGGACUUUGCCAUCGAUUUGUGGGAGGGGGGAAUGGGCAGGUGAUGCAUCUUCAACGAGAAAGCGGCACUCAUUCGAGUCCACUGGCGGAGUUUAGAACGAGGAUGUAAUUUGUAGACAGGUACUAAAGGACCUCCUUUUAUCGCACCAUGAGUCGAGUUAUUUGCAAAGUCGGGAAAGCCCGGUAAUCCUGGUUGAUUGUACACAUAGCAUAUGAAGUUGUAAUAACAACUUACAUUGGAUUUGCGCUAAUCGUCUUUCGAACAACAUGGCCCCGGUUUAAAACAAUAUUUUAGGCUUUAAACCCGGCCAAUAGAAAUUUAUCCCCAAGCAUGUAUGGUUAAAUGUUAAUUGCUUUUCUUUCUCACAGCGUUGAAGUUUUGCAAAAGAUAACUGUAUUUCAAUGAUUAUAACUAGCACUCGACGUGUUUGCAAAGUACCCAUAAUCACCGUUUCAACCCAUUAGCUCUAGAAACGGCAAUUUAGGUGCGAGAUACAAAUGUCAAUUACUCAUGAGAUGCUUUUAAUUGCAAUCCAAAAAUAACAGAUUUGUAGCUUUUCUAAUCGACGCGUCAUUUAGCUCUAUUUAUCAUUUAACUAUAGCAGGUGCUCUAGAUCCGUUUUCCCAAGACUGCCUCGAUGCACAUAACAGCUAUCGCGCCAAACAUGGCGUCCCGCCGCUUAUGUGGUCACAUGACCUAGCUGAAGGAGCUCAAGUUUGGGCUGACCAGCUUGCUUCAACUGAUUCGUUUCAACACGAUCAAGUGGCCAUACAAAACCGCAAGAUAGGUAAGAUAGAACAUACACAAUACUUUCACAAGAGCCAGUCAUCUAUUAUCAAUGCGGUGUUUCAAUUGUUUUGAACAGGUUUUGAAUACUAAAUGGCAAGCAGGUCACUGAGGUGAGAUAGGUGGGCAUUAUUACGAAUAAUUGCUUACUCCUCCACUUUAGGUGGCUACAAUGAUGAAUGUAAAUCGGACAAUACCCUCGCUCCUCGGCCUUCUUAAAAAUAAUAACUUUGCGCUACGCGCUCGGUCAUUAUUAUCGAGAAGGCCUUGGAGUUCAGAAAUUAUCCUAUAACGAAAUUGGACUAUUACUUUCAUUAGGUGAGAAUCUGGCAUAUUUUCAACCCCCUGUUCCAAAAUGUGAAGGUGCCAUGGUGGACAAUUGUGUUAACUGUCGUGAGAUGGUUCAACGCUGGUAUGAUGAGGUUAAAAACUACGACUUUGAUAAAGGAGGCCCCAAGAGCAGGAGUGGCCCAUACAAACACUUUAGUCAAAUGAUCUGGGCCAAUUCAGCUGAAUUAGGAGUCGGAACCGCGGUCAGUAAGCGGUAUGGUUUCAUAACUGUUGCUCGGUACAGGCCCAGUGGAAACGAAGGAGAUUUUGCGGAGUUCAUCAAAAAUGUUCCCCCGGAAGGAGGUACGCGAAAAUUUUUUUCUAAUCAGUUAAUCACGUCUUAUUUCACAUUCACUAGGGUUCACCAGCCUGACAUAGCCGACCUUUUUCUGUCAGUAAAAGCACUACUUUAUGCGCCAGCUCAACAAAACACAUGUUGGAGCUGUUGGCCAUGAACUGUACGACAUUUGUUCCCAGAACAUGCGCUGUGAAGGCGGUUCAGCAUUACUGCAGAACGGGGUGUCCGCAAGUUCAAUAAGAAACAAACUAAGAGCAAGUGACACACCGACCGAUCAACCCACGGCCUGGGCAGUACCUCACGCGUGCGCACUGACUUAGUCGUUCAGCAGAAAUCAUGGACAGCUGCUUUGCCCUUAUUAAGUGCUAAUCAGCAUAACAUAGCCGUCAUAGCAGUCAAAGUCGUGGUUGGUGUCGGUGUAUAACUUGCUCUUAGUUUGCUUCUUAGCACGGUGAUUUCCAAGCUCUCUGUGCUGUUCAGAGUCAUUUCUGAUGCCUGUGGAAACGACGUUUGCGAUACGAAAUUUUUCGAGUUAUGGACUUGAGCAAAUAAAUUUUUCCUAUUAAAAUUGUCAAGUAAAUUUCCUUCAGUGGGCGGGGUGCGCAUGGAAUGUAUGUAGACACACGACAUGUAACGUAUUCUAUUACUUAAAGGUGGAUAGAACAGGACUGAUAAACCAUAUAAAAGAGAGAAUGAGGUGCCUUCCGAUGCCAUACAUUUGCUGUAAUUUAGCUAACUAAAAAUACAUCAAAAGUAGGUUGAGUUUGAUCGCCCGGGUGAACGAAAAAUAAAAACUUGACGGGUUUUUUCUUCUUUAAAGGUCCUCUACCGACAAUGAAUCCACCACUAAAAGAUAAUACACAACCUGGUGUUGUUGUGAAGAAACCUGGAUUAAUUGAAGACAGUACAGUUGUUUCAAGCGCAGAGGGAGCAUUGAUUAAACCUCCAACUACAUCUCCAUUAAUGGUGGAAAAGCAAGAUGCCCUCCCCUCAAACUUAACUAUCGCUGUAUCUCCAAAGGCAAAGCUACUGGCUACAUCUCUUGCCAAAAUCACUGCUUCGGUAACGCCGCUAGCAAAGAAACCAUUAAAAAUCACAAAUCAAGAUGUUCAAGCCGUAAAUAACGCUACAUCCAUAAAAGGAAAGCCACUGAUUGCAAUUCCCGCCAAAAUCACUGCUUCGGUAACGCCGCUCGCAAAGAAACCAUUAAAAAUCACAAAUCAAGAUGUUCAAGCCGUAAAUAACGCUACAUCCAUAAAAGGAAAGCCACUGAUUGCAAUUCCCACCAAAAACCCUGCUUCGGUAAUGGCGUCGGAACCACCAAAGGAUAGCAUUAAAACUGCAAAUCAGCCCACGUUUAACCAACCAAUUACAGAGAACAAGGCGGCGCAUGCUAAGGGCGGAUUUGUACACACGAUGACUGCCAACGAUGGAACGAAGGCUCAGGUGUACCUCAGCAAGAAUGGGGCCCAUGCUGGUAUAGUGUUCAGGAAUGAAAUAUUAAGA